AAUGCAUGUUUAGUGCGAGUUCCGCGGUGCAUGUUCGGUGCAUAUUUAGUGCAUGCUCAGUGCGUGUUCUGCGGUGCGUGUUCCGCGCGUGUUCAGUGCAUGUUUAAUGUAUAUUUAGUGCGAGUUCUGCGGUGCGUGUUUAGUGUGUGUUCCGUGGUGCAUCCUCAGUGCAUGUUCCGCGGUGCAUGUUCAGUGCGUGUUCCGCGGUGCGUGUUCAGUCACAGCAACCCGUGUGCGUUCGGAGCCUCUGGCAGCUCAGCCGGGGCAGCUCGCUCGGGCCCGGCGCUGUGCUCCUCCGUGGUGCAGCCGGGAAUGAGAGCCAGGGGCGCUAGGGGUGGCUGCAGGCACCUGUGCUCCCCCUGCUCCGCUAAAUCCGACUCCGCUUUGUGGAAAUGGAGGGUGUAGCGCUCGAGCUGACCCAGAGCAGCAGGCUGUCCAGUCCGGUUUGCCUCCACCAGCUUUUGGAGGUGAUUCUGUCUCUUUCACCUGCUUAAGUACCGCGUGUAAGAAACCACAAUUUGGAUUAACCAUUAACACCUGUGCCAACUCUGCCUAAAACCAAUGUAGAACAUGUGACAUCUCUCAUCUUCAGCCUAAGAAAAGCUGCUGGAAGAGAGAGCUUGUUCCUCUGAGGACUGAAGUAGCUAUUUGCUUUCUGCCUGUCUCUGCAGCUCAAUCCCAAAAGAAUCUAGAAGAACAGAAUGAUUUUGUUGAACAUUUGCUAAAGCCAAGUGCAAAACCUCCCCCAGCUGAGCCAAGUUUAACUGAGGAUCGUCCUCCGGAACUUUCUGCUGAGUUUCCAAAAUUGUGCACUUCUGUACGCGGGGAAUAAAAGGUCUGUGCAGUCCAAAAGCUUCUCGCCACCUUCUUCCACCUACGUCUCUCAAGUAUACGCAUGGCUGUGCUUCUGGACUUACAAUCAGAUACAAAUCACAACUUUUCCCUGUAUACCAGAGUGCUUGGACUUGCCAAGGCUUCAGUGAAAUACGGACUUUACCCAUCCAAGAGAAGUAAUAGAUCCCCGAUGUAGAAAUAGCUCGGUCUCCAUUCGCCUUCAGCCUUUUUCCUGAAGUGGGUGGUGAGGAAACACAGACUUGACCGUGCGAAGUGAGGCCUCCUGGGGCUUUGAGCACCUUAAUUCCCCAGGUUUCGUUGUGACUUCUUUUGGGCAGAGUAACUGGAAGGCCCAAGGAACCUUCCUCCAUCCACACAAAUAGGUGCUGUGUGUAAGGGGGAUGCUGGGGGCUGAGGAUGGGUGACAUUCCUCUCCUGGUGUGGGGAGCUCAGGUCUACCCGCCUGAUUCUGUCUGCACAACUGGGGAGACAAAACACCCACUUGUGCUUCUGCACAGACCAAGUGGAAAGCGAAACCUUGAGCUAAAAUAGUCCUAUAGUAGCUGAAAGUGUUCUGUUCCUGUAAAGGCAAAGCAGUUUCAGUCUCAGCUCUUGCUAUGGUGCCAGCUUCUAACAUAUGGGCACUGGACUCCAGAUUUGUGCUUACCUGCCUUGUCAUGGGUAUCAAGUGGGAUGAGAAAGUACCUACUGAGAAUUUCCAUGAAGCUUAUAGAAAUAUUCUAUACAUAAAGGGAGUAGAUAUUUUUUGAACACAAACUGUAUAAACAUAGGGUAAUUGGAAGUAUCUAUUUCAUUUGAUCUGUUGUCAUUCAUUCCUCUAAGGCAGCACUGCUGGAUCUGCCCUUUCGAAUCCAUAUUACUGAAUAACGCAGCUAUAUCCCAUUUGUCCCUGUGAAGUUCUUUUUCUGCUUACUUACACCAGGCCAUUAAUGUAUAAAAACUGUAAAUAAAAUUUGGCUACUUUCCCCAAAAUGUAUUUCACCCCACAUCUCCUCUGCAUGCUGGUAUAGUUUAUCUCUUCUAACUGUUCCCUCUGGGCCACAUUCAACAUUCAUCAGAAAACUUACAUUUAAUCCAGCAGUGUUUGUGUAAGGCAUAUAUACAUUCUCGCAUAUUCCAGAUAUGACAGAUAUCUUAAAUUCCUUCUUUAAGACCCUUUUCAGAGAAAGUCUAUUAUACUGUUGCUGUAAUGAAUAACGUCUCCCUGACUUCUAAUAAACUAUGUAUUUUAUUUGUCUGAGUGAGCCCAUAAAUUCUUUGGGGCAGGAGGAAAGGGCAUGACCAUGACCCUUUUUGUUUUUUUCCAAGAGGAAGCACACAUUUCCUGCACAAAAUAGCAAAUGGAGCCAGUUGCCCAACGCUUCCUAUGACGAGACACCUUUCAGUUGCUCACAGUUCUACCAGACUGCCCUGCAAUGUGCGAUCUCAGCCAACGGCCUCAGUCCCUCCUCGGGAGCCUGAAAGCCCGAGACGUGUUUCUGAGAUCCUGAUACCGCAGUGAUAAGUGCUACAGAAAGGCCCAUGAAUCAUUCUGUCGCAAAGCCAGUCAGUGUGCUGUAUAUAAGGUGGGGAGGUACACACUGAACACUGGAGGGGAAGCGCAGUAUUGAACAGCACCCAUCUGUCUCUGUGUGCUGAAUGAGGCCUGGGUUCUCCGCAAAAAUUAAGUAAUUAUGCAAUUAAGAACUCUGCCAUAACGUAUAAACAGCAGGAGGCUAAUACUGCCCCACGAGCAUCUCAACUCCUGGCAUUUUCGUAGUUUUAAGUGCUUGAGUUUGACCUGAAUAAUUUUCUUUUAACUUGUUUCUCUGUGUGUGUAAUAAAUAAUAGAGACUAAUGCAAACAAUCCAAAAUGCAAUUAUAUCAUUGAGCAGCUCCAUGAAUUGCAUCUAUUACAUAGCAUUUAAUAGCUAUUACAUAAGAAAAGGAUUUCCGUCCCUGAAAAAUGAAUUUUCUCUAUUUCUCACUUUUUCUGGUGGGGUUUCCAGAUGGACACAACAGGGAAUAAGUUCUGUGGAAGUGUCUCUGCCAGAACCUGAGGAGGUUAAACCAGAACACCCCAGGUGUCCUCCCUGGCCGUGGCACCUGUGCAGCUCCAUCAGCAGUGAUUUGUUGUGGUUUGUGGUCAGCAACCUUCUUGCUGGUGCACUCGGUGGGGUUCAGUGGACUUUGGAUCAGGCCCUGGGCAUGAGUCGCGGACAGAAGCGUAAGGAAAGAUUGUACUUUAACAUCCCAUGCAGUCUGGCUGCGUGCGGCAUCAUCGCGACUUCUUACUGGAUUUCUGCCUCACUUUGUGUAAUGUUUAUCUUGAAAAGAAGUCUUUCAAGGCUGGCAAAGCAAAGAGACUUUUCAGGAGAGGGAAUGGCUGCUUCACGCUCGAGACGGCUGUCUGUUAAAUGUUAUAUUGAUGAUAAGAUCCUAAAGGAACCGGUCAGGGGCAUUCCAUAGUUGCAGGAAGCACUCAAGCCUUAAUCUGGACCACUUGUCGGGUAGUGAAAGGAAAAAGAAACAAUUGAGGGAGCAAUCCUCUUGGAAAACCAUCCGUGGUUUUAGGGGGAGCUCAGCAGGCCUGCAAGUGCUGGAGGCAGCUUUGAAAUCCCCAGUUUAAGACGGGCCAAUGAAGCUUUGUUGUUGAUGCCCCAAGGGAAAAGCCAAAUGCAGCGCUCAUCACAAUGUCAACGCGUAUCGAGAAUAAACUGAGAUUUUGCAUGGUUUGAUCUGUACAUCCUUUUCCUGCUUCCUUCUGCAGUUUUGGUGGAAACAAAACCGCUUAGAAGCCUGAAAACCCUGGGAACACUUUGGUUCUCAGACUCUGACAGCGUUAACCCUCUGCCCACUGGGGAGUUUUGCAGGCGACAGAGCAAUGAGGAUUCCCAGUGUGGAUGGGGAGCCCAUGGCGAGCAGAAAUCACGGCUCCUAAAAGCACGAACAUGCUCCAUCUAGGUGUACCUGAAAAAUUUUAGAUGACCUGAUGAGAUCAGACUGGUCUUUUAGGAAGGAUGUUUGCUGGUGUUCAGAACUGCUCAACUUAACUGGGUUGUGUGAAGUCGUUCCUGCCCACAGUUUCCACCCUAUGCCCAUCAUGUCCAUGGACAACUACUUCUGACUGUGUCUCUGGAAAAGAACUUUAAGCAACAUCAUUGUAAAUGUUGCUGACACUGUCCUUCACCGAAAAACACUUUCAAGACUUCUAUUCCUUGUUUUAUUGCUCCACCUUCUGGUUAACUGAAAUUUAUUUUUCAAGCAAGAAGUGGCAUGAGGAGGAAAUAAUUUUUAGCGGGAAAAUUCUCCUCUCACACAGGUGACCAACGUGCUUCAAAAGGCCGGUUCUGCCCAGGGGCACCACGGGCACCGGGCACGGCCCCCGGGAGCUGGCGGGGGUGACGGUGUCUGGGGAGCCCGGAGCUCCAGCCUGCCCCGGGGGUGGCCUCGGGGGACCCCCGACCCUCACACUGUGGACACCAGCGCGUCACCAUUAUCAAGUGAAACGCUCAGCGCCAGGUUUAUUCGCCGCCCGAAGGAGCAAGCGGGGACCCGAGCCAGCCGCCUCCCGAGCGGGCAGGGGGAACAGCCGCUGGGCUCCGGCCGCCUUCGGCUCCGCUCGGGACUCUUCGGAGACUCUUCGGCAGCACUUCGUCAGCGCUCGGGACUCUUCGGCGGCGCUUCGGUGCUCCUCGAGACUCUUCGGUGCUCCUCGGGACUCAGGAGCAAAUCGGAGGAGGGCGUGCGUUCCCGCCUUGCACCGCUAGCGCGUGCCGCCCGGGUUGUCUGCGCCUGCGCGCCGGGGCUGAGCGGCGGGCAGUGGCGCCGGAGGUGGUCCGUCGGUCCGUGCGGGGACACUGUCGUGUCCGAGGGACCGGCCCGCGGGCGCCUUCGGCUGCCGAAGUGACAGCUGGCCCUCGCGGAAGCAAAGUCGUCUGGCGUCGUGAAGAGGGCGGCCUGUGGUGUGUCGUGAGAAGAGAAGAUGACAGGAAGAGCGAGAGCCAGAGCAAGAGGAAGACCUCCGGGACAGGAGGCUGGGAUUCCUUCUGUAGGAGCUGCAUCUGUCCAGCAGGCUUUGCCAGGUCAGCUGCCUGGCCGUCAGCAACCUCAGCAGCCACAUGUUCCUCCGUCAGUAUCAGAAGAACCUGGUGGCCGUGGACGACAGAGGGUCCCUCAGGGUGUUCCACAAAGCCAGGAUGUGAAAAGGCCAGAAGGAUUACAGAUUUCUGCAGGAUUUCAGGAAUUGUCUUUAGCAGAUAGAGGUGGACGUCGUAGAGAUUUCCAUGACCUCGGGGUAAAUACUCGGCAAGCCAUAGAGCACGUUCAAGAAUCAAAAACUGGUUCCUCAGGUCUUGCGAUAAAAUUAACUACAAAUUACUUUCGUUUGACAUCUCGACCGCAGUGGGCUUUGUAUCAGUACCACGUUGGCUACAGCCCGGAGAUGGAAGCACGCCGUCUUCGAUCAGCUUUGCUCUUCCAGCAUGAAGAGCUAAUUGGAAAGACACAUGCAUUCGAUGGGUCAAUAUUGUUCUUGCCAAAAAAACUAGGGAAUAAGGUUACUCAAGUGUUUAGUAGGACCCGAAAUGGAGAGGAUGUGAAGAUAACAAUCACAUUGACUAAUGAGUUGCCACCUAAUUCACCUACGUGCCUGCAAUUUUACAACAUCAUCUUUAGAAGGAUUUUGAAGAUGUUGAGUUUGCAGCAGAUUGGACGUAAUUAUUACAACCCCAAUGACCCAAUCAGCAUCCCUAAUCACAGGUUAAUGGUUUGGCCGGGCUUCACAAGUUCUAUCCUCCAGUAUGAGGAAAGCAUUAUGUUAUGUACAGAUGUGAGCCACAAGGUUCUUCGCAGUGAAACAGUGUUGGAUUUUAUGUACAGUCUGUAUUACCAGGUUGAACAGCAAAAAUUUAGAGAUGUCUGUGCUAAAGAGCUGAUAGGUGUAAUUGUUCUGACAAAGUACAAUAACAGAACAUACAGAGUUGAUGACAUCGACUGGGAUGCCAAUCCACAAUGUACCUUCAGGAAAGCAGAUGGUUCUGAGAUCAGCUAUGUGGACUACUACAAAAGGCAAUAUAAUCAAGAAAUUACCGAUUUGAACCAGCCCGUCUUGAUCAGUCAGUCUAGGAAGAAGAGAGGAAACUUGAUGCCAGGACCUGUGGUUCUAAUUCCAGAACUGUGCUUCUUAACAGGAUUAACUGAGAAGAUGCGUAAUGAUUUUAAUAUGAUGAAGGACUUGGCAAUUCAUACACGACUGCCUCCGGAGCAAAGGCAACGUGAAAUUGGAAGACUCAUUGACUACAUCCAUAAAGAUGACAACGUUCAGAGGGAACUCCGAAACUGGGGUUUAAGCUUUGAUUCUAAUUUAUUAUCCUUUUCGGGAAGAGUUGUUCAAGGAGAAAAGAUCCUUCAAUCAGGAAAUGUGUUUGAUUACAAUCCUCAGUUUGGUGAUUGGUCAAAGGAAAGUAGGGGAGCUCCCUUAAUCUGCGCAAAGCCUCUGGACAACUGGUUAUUAAUAUACACACGGCGCAACUAUGAUGCUGCUAAUACCUUACUUCAAAAUCUGUUUAAAGUCACGCCAUCUAUGGGAAUCAAAAUGAACAAGGCAACUAUGAUUGAAGUAGAUGAUAGAACAGAAGCUUAUUUAAGGGUUUUGCAGCAAAGUAUUACCCGUGACACAAACAUAGUAGUUUGUAUUUUGUCUAGUUCCCGAAAGGAUAAGUAUGAUGCCAUCAAGAAAUACUUAUGUACGGAUUGCCCCAUUCCAAGUCAGUGUGUGAUUGCUCGCACUUUAAGCAAGCCUCAGAGUUGUAUGGCCAUAGCAACAAAAAUUGCCUUACAAAUGAACUGUAAAAUGGGUGGAGAACUUUGGAGUGUCGAGAUCCCACUAAAACAGGUAAUGGUUGUGGGCAUUGAUUGUUACCAUGACACUAUAGCUGGAAAGCAGUCAAUUGCAGGAUUUGUUGCUAGCAUGAAUCACACGAUGACACGGUGGUUCUCGCGCUGUGCUGUUCAAAGUUGUGGGCAAGAACUUGUGGACGGGCUUAAAGCCUGCUUGCAAACUGCUCUAAGAGACUGGUACAAGUGGAAUAAGUAUUUGCCCUCUCGUAUUAUUGUGUAUCGUGAUGGUGUCGGAGAUGGACAACUGAAUACUUUGGUUAAUUAUGAAGUGCCUCAAUUUCUGGAUUGCUUGAAGAGUGUCGGUAAAGACUACAAUCCAAGACUUACUGUGAUAGUUGUGAAGAAGCGAGUGAAUACCAGGUUCUUUGCUCAGUGUGGCGGAGGAGGACUGAAAAACCCACCCCCUGGUACUGUUGUGGAUGUGGAGGUGACCAGACCAGAAUGGUACGAUUUCUUUAUUGUGAGUCAGGCAGUGAGAAAUGGCUGUGUUUCACCCACUCAUUAUAAUGUAAUUUAUGACACUGGAAAACUGAAACCGGAUCAUCUACAACGUUUAACCUACAAACUUUGCCACAUGUACUAUAACUGGUCGGGUGUCAUCAGAGUACCUGCUCCUUGCCAGUAUGCUCACAAACUGGCUUUCCUUGUAGGUCAGAGCAUUCACAGAGAACCAAACCUGGUGCUUUCAGACAGACUUUACUAUCUGUGAAGUUAAAUUACCAGCCCAAAAAACUCAUGCAGUUCCUGCCCAGGGAAGGUAGCAUUGGCUGGGUGCUGCUGGUGUGGGGCUGGUUUAGCGUUUGUUUGUUUGUUUGGGUUUUGUUUUUUGGGGGGUAGGGGAAUGGUUUUUGUUGGUGUUUGGUGUUUAGUUUUUGCUUUUUGUUUUCUUCUUAGGAGGCGUGCAUGGGGUAAUCAUACGUGCAGGUGGGAAACUUUAAGUUUCAUUGUAGCAGGAAAAAACUAGAGCACUUGAAUAGGCCUCCGCUUGCUACAAAAACACUAAUAUUUUCUUAUUUAAUAUUUAUUUACUAAAAUGUUUGUGGGAUUCUUCACAGAAGGUGGUCAGUUGUUCUUGCUUUUAUUCAUGUUUUGGACAAGUCUUACACAGAAUUAUUUUUCAGCACACAAGUUCUGUAGUUACACAGACUGUAACCCAAACUUCUCCCGUUAGCACGUGACACCUUUAAUUUUCAAAAUGCAAUUGUUGCUUCCUUGUUUUUCUUGGCUGUUAAAACCAGGGCAAAAUUUUGUCUCCUAAACUAUUUUCUAUUUUGAAAAGGCUAUCAGCCAUUCUUGGUCAUCCAGGCUCUGUUUUCGGAUUGCAUUAAGCUGCAAAGCCUCUGGAAGGGUUUGUAAUAUUUUGCCCUUUUAAGUGACUCACAGACCAACUAGAAACUCUGGUGUGCUCACUGCUGUCUCGGGGGAGCAGAGCGGGGUGAAAUGGGACGUGUCCAAACUACCGUAGCUCAGGAUCCAGUUCUGUGUACACCAAAGUUUCAGGAAUGUCUCAGAGGCAAAACUCUUUCUUAAUCUUAGCACAGCUCCAGGAACACCUGGCUUAUCUAAAGCCACAGUGUUCCCCUUGGCCCAGCUGCAAUGCUCUUACAGGACCAACCUAUUGACGUGUUUGCUUAGUCUUACAACUUCAUAUUUGCUACAUAGUGUAAAAGAAUAGUUGUUUUAGACAACUGCAAAUUCAUAACUGGAACAAACUAAAUUUCUUGGUUGAGAUUUUCAUUUAACAAGCUUGCAUUUAAACAAAAAUAAUUUCCAUCAAAGAAUGCACUGUAGCUGGUUUUACUGUUCAUGGGUUUUUUUCAGUUGUGCAAUGCAAAGUGCUUGGGCCUUGGUUUGUGUUUUACUUCUAAGAUUUUCAUCAGUAAUUAUUCAGCAGGCGAAGUUUAGUUUGUAAAGCAAAUAGCAGUUGUGUUGAUAGAAGUUGAGUUCAGAUUUUUGCAUUACGAGACACAGAAUCAAACUAGUCCAUAUGCAAGAAUUUGGGUUAGUGCUGAUGUUCGAUGUUUUGUUUUGAUUUGUUUUUUAACUAACAUGUUGUGGACCACGUUCCUGUCUUUGUGAGAUUUAAAUAAAGUUGUUGCUGUAAUUCUUGCUCA
Messenger RNA from Columba livia (rock pigeon), 8849 nucleotides. RefSeq names its product piwi like RNA-mediated gene silencing 1 (gene PIWIL1). Gene Ontology annotation, molecular function: protein binding; piRNA binding; RNA endonuclease activity. The transcript has 31 exons. The record is from RefSeq and is a predicted model, not a curated record. Lineage: Eukaryota; Metazoa; Chordata; Aves; Columbiformes; Columbidae. Gene Ontology annotation, cellular component: P granule. Gene Ontology annotation, biological process: regulatory ncRNA-mediated gene silencing. Bases 4820 to 7444 code for a protein of 874 amino acids.